This is a messenger RNA of Dinoponera quadriceps, 2121 nucleotides long. RefSeq lists its product as uncharacterized. The coding region runs from base 702 to 1733 and encodes 343 amino acids. NCBI's taxonomy places the organism in Eukaryota, Metazoa, Arthropoda, Insecta, Hymenoptera, Formicidae. Gene Ontology annotation, cellular component: cytoplasm. The transcript is spliced from 4 exons. Gene Ontology annotation, molecular function: nucleic acid binding; 3'-5'-DNA exonuclease activity. The record is from RefSeq and is a predicted model, not a curated record. Gene Ontology annotation, biological process: DNA catabolic process.
AAGAGUUUAUAAGUGCCCGGUAGUUGGCGUCUGACUUGUCGUUGAGUUGUAUUACGACACAAAUCUUGGUUAAAGACGGUGGCGGCUCAUAUCGGAGACUUUGGAACUAAUUUCCAUAACGGGUCUAAUCUUCCGGACUUAUAAUAAAGGACUAUUUAUGCAGAUCACAAAACCCGUUACUUACGUCUGGAACAAAAAAUAUUGACAAAUCACAGUCGAUUUUCGAAUGUAAGAAGAAUAACCAACUGUGAUUGGUCAAUUCUCUUGCUAUGUAUGGCUACAACUAAAAAUUUCUUAUGUGCAACGGCAGUGAUAAGAUACUUGAAUGCAGUGAUAAGAGCACCUCGAACGCAAUGAUAAGAUAGUUCCACGGAAAUACCCGAGGAAGUUGGGUGUGUUUUGCGCGCGAAUCGUAGAGCCUUUAUUGUUGAACUGCAUAUUUGUUUGUUAAGUCGUUCCGCCUCGGCAGAACAUGUAUAAACUUAUUUCUCCGUAAUUAAGUGAAAAUGAUAUUGAAGCUUUUUAGGAUCAUCUACUGACCACUAACCUAACCACAUACUGAGACAGAGCGCGCCAACAUCCUUGUAAAUUCGUUCAGAAUACAGGCCCUAAUAUCUCGGACAAUUUGUUACGUGACUGGACAUUAGAGAUAACAGGAGAACAUACUGAUUCAUUCUGCGAAGGAAUUGAUAUAUGAGAAAAUGGGGAAGCAGAUUCAGACAUUUGUAUUCUUUGAUUUAGAGACAAUUGGAUUUAUUGAGGGAACAGUUAUGCCUAAAAUUACAGAAAUGGCUUUAGUUGCUGUUGACAGAAAGUCUGUAUAUAAGAACGGGCAGAAUUCUUUGCCCAGGGUUUUGCAUAAACUAAUACUUCCCAUUAAUCCAAAGAAAAUGAUGCCAGUAAGAGUAGAAUAUUUGACAAAAUUAUAUAAUGACGACAUGCAGCUGCUGCAGCCGUUUGAAGUUGGAACUUACGAAUUGAUAAUACACUUUCUGAGUCGUCUUAAACCGCCAAUUGGUUUUGUGGCACAUAAUGGUGAUGCAUUUGACUACCCGAUACUUCUGUCGGAAUUAAGUUGCAUAAAUAAAACUCUUGACGAUGCAGUUCUGUGCAUCGACACAUAUAAGAUGUUCAGAGAUUAUUUUAAUGGAAUAUCAAACAAUAAUAUACCACACAAAUGUACUUUAAAUUGUACUUUAAAUGCGGCAGAAAUUGAAGCUUUGUUCGACGAUGGAUACAAUGAGUUGUUGUUUGCAGUACUAGAUUCUGUGAUGAUGGAGAAGAAAACUGUAGUCCAAAAUGAAGCCUCGACGUCUUCUUUGCAAAGAUAUCCUCACGAUAUCGAUAUUUUAAUUGAUGCGUUACACGAUGAUACAUGCGAGGAACGUAAUGCUGUUGGCGAUGGUUUGGAAAACCGUGAGAAACGCGAGAACGAUCACAGAACACCGACGAGACAGAAAGCAAAGCGGCAAAAUGCCGCGGAUAAGCCCUCCAAGAAAAACGGCCACAGGAGGAGGCUGGAUUUCAAUUGCAAAGGAACGAGCCCCGUCAAUCUUAAGCUCUGCAGUAUUUAUGAACACAUGUUUGAAUCAAAUUUUGAUUCACAUUCAGCCGAGGCCGACUGCAUCGCGAUGCUCCGUUGCGUUACUCAGGUCGCCGAUUAUUUCCUCAGAUGGUCGGACGAGAACGCAUUUCCACUGGUUCGCUGUGAUAGAGCACAGCAAUCUUUUUAAUCAAAAUUAUAGAGAAGAACAAGUCGAGAGAUAAAUAAUGUGAUAUGAUUGUUAUUUUUAUAUAAGACUAUAUCUUAAUACGACAUCUAUUAAGGUAUGCAAGACUGGUGCAUGAAAUUGCAAAUGUUAAUCUCUUGUGGACAAAUUUUAUAUUUUAACAAUAUUUCUAUCACACUUGUUCAUAUUAUUUACUGGUAAAGGUUUAAGUUUUAACGUCCUUUGUUAAUAUUCUUUAUUGAUAAAGAUGAUUUUAUAUAGCAGAAGUGCAAUAAAUGCAUGUGUGAAGGCACUUAUCCAUUGAAACAGCAUUUAUGUAUUGCAAUCUUUUAACAUGAUAUUCCAAGCUGGAAUCGAAGGAAUUAAUAAAUGUGAUGUUUUAAGGAUGAAA